AUGUCAGUUCAUGUGGUUUCCAAGCUGGACAACAGCAAACAUGCCAGCUUUGAUGUCCAAUCUAUUGCUGGGGCCCCGUUGCCUGAGUCUUCAAUCCGGCUUCGCCCGCUACUUAUAAGUCUGACUUCGAACAACUUGAGCUACGCCCGCAUGGGUGAGCUUCUACGUUGGUGGGAUGCGUACCCCGUGUCCGAAAACUAUCCCGCUCCAUACAACGACCCAUCAGCAUGGGGAAUUGUUCCUGCUUGGGGUUACGCAACUGUGGAAGAAACGACUAUCCCAGAACUACCCAAAGGAACAGUCCUGUAUGGGUUCUGGCCAACAACGAGCACACCAACUGAUCUCCACCUCAAACCUGGAAAGCCAACCGGUCACUGGAUCGAGAUCAGCGGACAUCGUCAAAAGAUGAUGCCCCUGUACAACCGCUAUACAGUAACAGCAACAUCAAACACGAUCAACGACCUAGUCACCAAGACUCCGCCACCAUCCGCUCAAGAGGAACUCGAGCGUAUGGCAUGGACGACUCUGUUCAUUGGGGGCGUAGCGGGCUACGUUCUAAGUGAAUACGUCUUCUCCUCAAACCCAGAAACCCAACCAUCCAUCCACCCGCUAGGAUCAGCAUCUAAGCUCCCCUGGUCCCAAUCGGACGGCGACAUAUCCUCAGCGGUUACAAUCAACCUAGCAGCGUCGACAAAAACGGCUCGUGUAUUCUCGUACUAUCUAUCACGCAAGCCGGAGCGUUCAAUGCCCCUCGGCUUGUUGCACGUCACAUCAGCCGUGUCACGUAUCACAGAAGCCGAUCAGAAUCUAGCCACUCGGAUUCCAUCCAAAGCUGUCAGAUAUGAGGAUGCUGGGUCUGGGGAGACUGGGGAUUGGCUUGCUGAGCGGAAGCCUAAGGAGCUUGUUAUUAUUGACUUUGGGGCUAGGGGGGAUGCUCUUGGUGAUUUGAUUGAGUUGGUCAAGGGGCGUGAUGAUCUGAAGGAUUUGAAGGUGGUUAUUCUCCAGGUUGGGAGUGAGCAGAGGGUCUAUUCUACCGAGGAGAUGUUGGCUCAGAGAGCUGCCGUUGUGGAGCUUGGGAAAAUUCCGUUUAAUACUUCUGGUGUUCAGGAUACUGUUAUUGAACGGAUGGGUCCCGAGGAAUACUUCGCUACUAAGGAUGCGCGUUGGGAGGAAUGGUUGUCUGAGCGACACUUGAGUGUUCCUGGGAUGGAGAUUGUAUGGGGUACGGGUAUUUCGGGUGAUGGUAUUGAGAAGGGCUGGGAAAGGUUGUGUCGGGGUCAAGUUGGGGCUGAAGAAGGAUUGGUUUAUAGAUUUCAGUAG
Messenger RNA from Penicillium antarcticum, 1320 nucleotides. Its product is annotated as DUF2855 family protein. The transcript has 2 exons. The record is from RefSeq and is a predicted model, not a curated record. The coding region runs from base 1 to 1320 and encodes 439 amino acids. Lineage: Eukaryota; Fungi; Ascomycota; Eurotiomycetes; Eurotiales; Aspergillaceae.